Molecule: messenger RNA, 1075 nt
Organism: Labrus bergylta (ballan wrasse)
Lineage: Eukaryota; Metazoa; Chordata; Actinopteri; Labriformes; Labridae
Source: RefSeq, a predicted model, not a curated record
AGACGUGGGUAUAAAUAUUCUAACGUGGCCAACAUUAACUCAUAAUCAUCGAUACAACAACAGCUACAGCAGCUCCUCGUCGUCUUCUGAGGCUUUACUCUGCAACUAAAGAACAAUGAAACGCAGCUCCGUUCUGCUUCUGCACCUUCUUCUGGGGUCAUGCUCGACCUACGCCUACGAAAACGUGGCCUUGCGGGGAAAAGCGACCCAGUCAACACGCCACCUGCACCCUUGGUCAUCUGCGGACAAUGCCAUCGAUGGAAACCGUGAUACUAACUCCGGCUCUGGAUCGUGCACUCACACUUUAGUAGAGGCCAACCCAUGGUGGAGGGUAGACCUACUGGAGUCGUACAUCGUCACCUCCCUCGUCAUCACCAACAGAGGAGACUGCUGUGCAGAAAGGCUCAACGGGGCUGAGAUUCACAUCGGUCACUCUUUAGAAGACAAUGGAGUUGGAAAUCCACUGGUUGGAGUCAUCUCUCAUGUCCCAGCAGGCAGGUCUUUAAAAGUCACCUUCACCAAACUUGUGGUGGGACGUUACGUGACUGUGACUCUGACUGGUCCAGAAAAGAUCCUUUCACUCUGCGAAGUGGAAGUGUAUGGGUACCAUGCACCAACUGGAGAGAAUCUGGCACUCCAGGGACAAGCUACACAGUCGACACUGCAUGCAACAGGUUUUGCAAAUCUUGCCAUAGACGGGAAUCGUGCCAGCGACUGGGCCGAGGGAUCUUGUAGUCACACCACCAAAACUAUGAACCCCUGGUGGCGACUGGAUCUGGGCAAAACACACAGAGUGUUUUCUGUUAACAUCACCAACUACAAUACUCAUCCUGAACUAAUUAACGGAGCUGAGAUCCGCAUCGGAGAUUCCCUUGACAAUGACGGCAACAACAAUACCAGGUGUGCUGUGAUUACCAGCAUUGCUGGAGGUUUCACUGAAAACUUCAACUGUAACGGGAUGGACGGCCGCUACGUCAACGUGGUCAUUCCUGGAAGGGUGGAGUACCUGGCUGUGUGUGAGUUUGAGGUCUAUGGAUCCAGACUGGAUUAGAUCUCAGAGGAGGUUGAACAUUUU